CCCCAGAGUUAUUCCUAGAGUAGAUUUAACUGGGACAUUUGGAUCAGAGUGCACAUUACAAACUUUGUUGCUCCAAGCUAGAGAGGUGGAGGGGGUAUCUGUGCCCCAUCAGUCUUCCUGCUGAUGGGGUAAACCGAUGGUGAGCUCCCAUCAAUUGUGACUCUGUGCUGGCCCAAGGAGUCAGGCCCAGAUCCUCCCAUUAAAACCAAGGUGUCUAAAUCCCUGUGAGGAUCUGGGCCUGAGGGGCCACGGUUGUUUAAGGCUGGCUCUGCUGCCAACCUGCAAUGUUUGUUCCUGUCCUCGUGUAGCCAAGAAAGCAAUGUCAAGCCAAGAGAAUUCAGCACUGUGCCUGUGAAAACAGACCUAGCCGACCGGAGAACGGCCCUGAUUUGUGAAGUCCUGCAGCUCAGAAGCUUAAUCAAACGAGAAGAAGAGAGAAAGGGAAGUGUAUUGGAAAUAGUUCUCCGUGGUAAAAGCGGUGCUGAAAGUUCACAGCCAGACCCCUGAAAGAGUGGGCACACGUACCAACCCUGGUACAUAACCAAGCAACCGUUCGAUGCUAUGCCGCAGCGACCCGGCGACAGCUGCCUGAAGUGAUGGCACAAAAGGAAGGUUUGCUGCAUCUGAGGGUGAAAUGAAAGGAGUCAGAGCUGGGCGCACCUUGUUAAUUAGGAAACGCGGAGGGUAGAAAUAAAUGCUCUUGCAGGGAUGUCGGAUCCAAUCAUUAGAACCAGGGCACCUGAACCGGCGGCAUCAGACGCUGUGUGAGAAGGCAAUGAAAGGUUAGGUCCCAUUAGUGCAAGCAGACCCCUGCACUUCUGUGGACCCCUGUGGGCUAGGCACUGGAUCACAGCAGGAUCGUGUCCUCAGUGAGUGAGUGACCAGCAAUCCUGCUAUGCCUCUAUCAGUGGUGGCUCUGCCCAUAGGGCUCCAGGGACACUGACCUGCUGAGCCCAGCUUUCUUUCCAUCUCAGCCCUAUGGGCCGCCUGUAGUUGUCCUUUUGAACAGACAAGCGGAUCCAUCUUGCAGAUGAAGGAUCCGUACAGGAAGGGGCUGCAACUCCCACUGCUCCCCCAACUGUCGGAUACUGCGGCAGGGAGGAAGGGUGGCUAUGCUCCCUUGAAUGCUGCACUACAUAGGGGAACUUCUAGAGUCCCCUUAAUUAACGAGCAAGCGAGCAGCAAAAAGUUCGCCCUAUAACUUUGAUCCAGAUGUCAUUCAGGAAGACACACCAGGGAAUGAACUCCCCCCCCCCCCACCUCCAACAUACACCAGAGAUUAUUCCAUCAGCACAGCAUAGUCAUCAACCACACAAUUACACCUCUAUGCUCAAAGCGGCCCCUGUUGACUGAUCAACAGCUGCAUUGUAGGCGGCUGUUACUCUGUGUUUCCAACCAAGCCACCCAGCUGGGGAGGGAAGGAAGAAGGACAAGGAUAAGAUCAUGGCGACCGGAACCCAGAAGUUCAAAGCGUUUGUGUCUGAGCCGAUGGGCGAUAAGGACGUUACAGCAGUGGAUGGCAUUAAUGACGAGCUUGGACUAAAAUUAGCUACAAAGGGUUUUGACAAGGCAUACAUCCUUCUGGGCCAAUUCCUCCUCUUAAAAAAGGACCAUGCGGUUUUCCAAAGGUGGCUGAAAGGGGCAUAUGGAGCCAGUCCGAGCCAGGCUCAGCGGUGCGCCUCCUGUCUGACAGACUGGUGCUACGCUUUCCUCUAGGGAGCUGGCUGCAUAGCCCUCGUGGUGUGUUCUGUGGACUGCAAUAAAGUCUUUCCUGCCUUGAA
Molecule: messenger RNA, 1781 nt
Organism: Caretta caretta (loggerhead turtle)
Lineage: Eukaryota; Metazoa; Chordata; Testudines; Cheloniidae
Source: RefSeq, a predicted model, not a curated record